AUGUAUGAAGAGUGUGCCCCCGAGCUAAUUAACGAUGUUGAGGUUGGUAUUGAGGUUGGAAUUUUCCUGAGUGGCAAACUUGGAAUUCUGGCUGGAAUUCUCCUGGAUGUUCAGGUUGGUAUUCAUGUUGGUAUUGAGGUUCGUAUCCAGGUGUGUAUUGAGGUUCGUAUUGAGGUUGGGAUUGUCCUGAUUCGUAAGCCUGGCAUUGCGGUUGAAACUGUCCAGAUUGGUAAGCUUGGUAUUGUGGCUGGAAUUGUUCUGGUUGUUGAGGUUGGUAUUCACGUGUGUAUUGAGGUU
Dibothriocephalus latus is the source of this 297-nucleotide messenger RNA. NCBI's taxonomy places the organism in Eukaryota, Metazoa, Platyhelminthes, Cestoda, Diphyllobothriidea, Diphyllobothriidae. The record is from the annotation of a GenBank genome assembly.